Messenger RNA from Paramuricea clavata, 509 nucleotides. NCBI's taxonomy places the organism in Eukaryota, Metazoa, Cnidaria, Anthozoa, Malacalcyonacea, Plexauridae. The record is from the annotation of a GenBank genome assembly.
AUGUGGUCUUGCUUUCCCGUAAAAAAAAAGUUGGCUGCCCACAAGCAACAAACAAAUCAGUUGCAAAGAAAGAGAAAGAUAGGUAAUGCUUCCAAGGCCAGAGCAAGUGAGCCAAAACAGCGAAGGCUGGAUGAAACUCUCAUCUUGGAAAAUGCAUCUGUUCCAGAGAGAAAUCCUGCAGAUCAUGAUCAACAAGAAGAGGAAGCUUGCAACCUAUGUAUGAGUAGCUUCUUUUAUAUGUUGCACUUUCACACGUCUCUAUAGCCAUAUCCUUGCCUUUUCUCAGUAUCAUUAUGAAAGUUUAAUAAUCUGUACAGUUAACUAUUUAUUGUACAUUCUCAUGUCCCCGCCCCCCUAAAGGUCAUCAGGAAGAUGUAGAUGAAAAUGAAGAAGACAUUGAUGUUGAUGACUGGGUACAGUGUGGUAUUGAAACAUGUCAAAAAUGGUGCCACAUCUAUUGUGUAAAUAGUAUGUGGCCAGACAGAUAUGUUGUCAACGUUGAUGCAUAG